GAUCUGCCAGUAAUGCCUGGUUCGAUAUUCCUGCUUCCGGGGUUUGGCAGCUGACCGCUGGCUGGCUGACUGAUUGAACACUGAACUCUGCUGUGGUCACAUUUGUUGGAAGUAAUGAGUGGAGAAUCUAACCCUGCAGCCACACCCACCCCCUGUCAGGACACACAGGGAGAUGGCCGAUGGAUGUCAUUGCACAAUCGAUUUGUAUCGGACAGUAAAGGAAAAGAGCCUGAUGUUCUGUUUAUUGGAGAUUCACUUAUUCAGCUUCUGCAUGAGUUUGAGGUUUGGCGAAAGCUGUUUUCUCCUCUCCAUGCACUGAACUUUGGGAUUGGUGGAGAUGCUACACAGCAUGUACUCUGGAGACUCAUAAAUGGAGAACUGGACCACAUCAGCCCAAAGGUGGUGGUGUUGUGGGUGGGCACUAAUAAUCAUGGUCACACUCCAGAGCAGAUUCUUGCAGGCAUCAUGGCCAUCGUCAAUGUGAUCCAUCAGAAGCUGCCUCAUGCUCACACUCUUGUGUUGGGAUUGCUGCCGAGGGGUAAAAGUCCAAACCCUCUUCGGGAGCGUAACGCAAGUGUGAAUGCUCAAGUUCAGGCUGAGGUAGCGUCUCUGUCUCAUGUCUCUUUUCUGGACAUGGACCCUGGGUUUAUUCAGUCCGAUGGUUCCAUCGCACAUCAGGACAUGUAUGAUUAUCUGCAUCUCACGCCGCAGGCCUACCAGAGGGUGUGCCAGCCCUUGCAUGAAUGCAUCAAAUCCCUUUUAGAUAAGCAAACUCCAUGAACGCAAACACAAAAUAUAGCAUAAACACCCUUUCCUGUGAAAUAACGGAUGUCUCAUCAUUUAUGCUCUACAAUUAGAGCCUUAUUGAGAUAUAAACACCCCGAGGAAAACUCAUGACUGUUUAAUAGACACACGUAUAUAUCAUACACAUCAACACAUGCUUCCCGUCAGUAUGCAUUACUGCUUCCUUGUUACUACAAAAAUAGAUUUUGUUUUAGAGACCGC
Molecule: messenger RNA, 1005 nt
Organism: Rhinichthys klamathensis goyatoka
Lineage: Eukaryota; Metazoa; Chordata; Actinopteri; Cypriniformes; Leuciscidae
Gene: pafah1b3
Product: platelet-activating factor acetylhydrolase, isoform Ib, gamma subunit
Exons: 6
Coding region: 115-780 (221 amino acids)
Source: RefSeq, a predicted model, not a curated record